Phialemonium atrogriseum is the source of this 1048-nucleotide messenger RNA. RefSeq lists its product as uncharacterized. Bases 366 to 1004 code for a protein of 212 amino acids. The transcript has a single exon. NCBI's taxonomy places the organism in Eukaryota, Fungi, Ascomycota, Sordariomycetes, Cephalothecales, Cephalothecaceae. The record is from RefSeq and is a predicted model, not a curated record.
UGGCACUGGUUCUUCAAGAUGAUCACGGCCGUGAAGAAGAGGUUCGAGCCCCCCAAGCCCGCCGCCGAGAAGGGGCCGAACGGGGCCGUCUCCUCCGCGGAGGCCACGGGCGCCGGGAAGGCGCUCGGGGCCAUGCGGAAGAGGCGGAGCACCAUCGAGGGGAUGGUGCCCGACAGCGAGGAGUUGCGGGAGGGUACGAUUCAGUGAGCAGGCAACAGAGGAAUUUUUUCCGAAUUUGCCUGUUUUAUUUUCAUUUUUACGUGAUAAUUCGGUUGGGCUGGCGUGGUAGUCGGGUGAUUGUGAUGCCCUCACGUGUCGUUUUCUAGCGUCGCCUGUUGGGCCUCAUUUGACCGCCAUGUCUCACUAUGGCUCAGCAGCGACUGAACAGUUGCAUUGUGUCUGUGUCCAACCUGUGGCGUCUCUCUAGGGUUAUCAGCAUCGGUGGAGUCGAGCACAGGUUUUAUCUUGGGAAACAUGUUUGGGGUAAUGGUUGUUUACAAGCAUGCAGUUCUGCAGACGCAGACCACCAUAUUCCAAGAAGGUUACAUUAUGCAAAUCAGCGCUGCCAAAUGCUUACACACGCUGACAUGCUCGACAAUUACAAAACCACCGCCAUCGUCAUACCACACCGCCCGGCCAAACCCCUGCCUGGCCCACAGCCCAACUACCCCUUCCCAGUGCCUGUCCGGAACACGGGAACCUACCCCCCUCUCCCCCCUGAAUCGACCGACGCACUCACUCACUCCUUGACAAUGCCCGUGAGUCCGUUUGUGACACCGCCAACGGCGCCAACGCCACUGGCGGCGCCGCCGGCGCCGGCGAGCAGGCCCUUGAGGGCGUCGGCGACGCUGCCGAGGCCGGUCGUGUCGGCCGAGUUGCCGGCGAGGCCCUCGAGCUGCGCCGUCAGGUCAUCCAGGCUGGUGGCGCCCUUGAUGAGAUCGGUGAGGGUGUCGAGCCUGGGUUGGGUUGGGUUGGGUGGGUCAGUGAGGGAUCUCAGAAGAUGAUGUUUCCAUGGCACCUGGGGGUAUGUAUAACUCACUGGCGAGCC